ACAAAACGGUAGUGGGGCUGGUACCGUUUGGGUUUUUUUUGCAAACAGUAUUAAAGUUGACAACACAAACACCCUGCCAUUGCUUUCCCCUGCAUGCCUUUAGUUAUUUGAACCUUUAGUUAUUUGAGAUUCCCAAAAUGGCUUGCAUAAAACCAGGUGGAUUAGUAAAACAAUAAAACCAGAGCAAUUAAGACCCUACUGUGGGACUUGCUCCAAAGUAAGUAUAGGACUGCAAUUUAAAUGCCUCCCCUUUAAAUCCAGCUUUUAAAAGCAUGGGAAAGCCUGGAGGAUGAAGAAAGUUUCAACUUUUGCCAAGAAGAAAAGGACACAGAAAUGUAACAAAUGCAGCCUGUCAUGAAGGUUUGGUGAUGGAGAGUGCUUUAUGUGUAUAACCAGGGCCGGCUCUACGUAGAGUCCCGGUGGUGCGGGGCGCCAGACCGAUAGGCAGGGUGCUGCGAGGGCGGGGGCGCCGGAGCGAUCUCCGCCCCUCAGCACCAGGGCGCGCAACCUGCUUGAGACUGCCCUUUGUAUAACUGUUGCCAGGGCAUGGAACUGUUAAAAGGCCCAGGAGACCUGCCAGAAAAAGGCUGUAAUCUUAGAACGGCAUGCAGAGUAUAUGGACUAGAAUUACCGGGAGCAUUUUGUAGGAUGCAGGUUGAGAGAGCCAGUACUUGCAGACCAUCAUUGGGUGAAUUUGAAGGAAGCAGCUGUGGAUGGGGCUGGAAUAAGCUAUCAUUGCUUGCAACCCUGUACAUGCCGUCCCAGCGGAAGGUCUGCUGGCAAAAUGCUUCAGAAAAAAUAGACGACUAGAAAGUGCUAACCAAUUCUGAACCAACAACUGUUGUUCUAACUACUUCCUACUUCUGCCUCCUGCUGAUGGAAGGAGUGAAAUUUCAUGCGUAUAAGUGUUUGGUGUGUCUCUCCUGGUCCAAAUUGGUAAUGGCCCAGAACUGAGCCUUGGAACCAGCUCAGAACACCCUGGGCUUGCCUUGCAUUCUAUAAGUUGAGCCCCAUAUCCAUUUCUCGUUAGUAUUCACUUCUGAUCUGAUGAAAAGUGGCUUCAGAGCACAACAGCCUCUCUUAUCACUUUCCUACUUCUACAGUCAGUAGCUUCUCCAAUUUUUGUGUAUUGUACUUCCUCUGGGGUGUAUGGAGUGUUAGGGGAGGGAUAGUACUUCUGCUGGGGGACAGGUCCUACUACUUCUGGGGUAGUUUGUCCACCUUUGGUCCCCACCCUGCACUCAGCUCUCACCUGCAGCUCCCAGAAGCUGUCAGAAUGCAACAAUGGCCACACCCCAGGAACAGCUUCAACUGGCCGGCUAAACCAGGUGAGGAUAGUCGAUGGGUUUCAAGCCCUCCUCCAUCCAGAGAAGCAAGAGUCUUUAUUGGAGUUCAAGGACAUAUUCCAGCCAGGCAAAAACGCUCCAGGGGAGAUCCAGGGCCACUGAGGGGUGUGGCCAAGGAAGAAUUUUAGGGGUAAGGUAAAGAAGCCUGGGGGAGGGGCCUGCAUUCAGCCCCUGUGCCUAAGAUUCCCCACCCUGCUCAUGUGGUAUGUUGUUUCUGCUUUUGCUCUCCAACCACUACUAUUUUGCAACUGGCUCCAACUGGUGGACUUCAGGGUUUUGUUUUAUUUAUUUUUAUUUUUUAAAGGUCCUGCAAGCCUGAAGGUUACCACCCCUGAGCUAAAACACACUGCACAGAGAGAGAGAGAGAGUGAAUUUCAUAUCUUACCUCCCUUGGAAGUUGAGAAAGAGUUUCAGUAGCAAGGGAAUGUGAAUCAGCAGGUUUUAGGGUUUUACGUAUCUAAAUCAUUGCAUUUUGAAUAAUAUUUUGCUAUGUGUUUCAUUUAUUUGUGAUGCAUGUGUUUUUAGUAUUGCUUUGCUAAAUUGCACCAUUGUGGGAAUUUGAUACAAGAAGAAUUGACAAAAGAAAUAUGGGAUGAGCAAAGCAGAGAUCACUUUUCAUUGUUUUUCUCAGGCAAGAGCAAUUAUAUAAUUACACCUGCCUUGAGCAGUCACAGGAGAGGAUAAAUCAAAACUGUCACUAUAUUUGUUUGCUGUUGUACAAAAUUAAAAAGCCUUUUUGAAACUGGAAACACUUUAAUGCCGCAACUGAAAUUUCCCUGUGGGCUUCACAGACUAUGCAUAUCAGAUGAUCAGACUGUAGGCUAAUAAUAUCUCACUUUUUGUACAAUGUACUCUUCUCUGAUGCUAGCAAUGGAAACUCUACCUCCAGGCUGGUCAUUGCUUCUUGGUCAUUUGCUCUUUAUUGCAUGACACCCCCGGUGGGCACUGGGAAUCCCAAUUACUAACCUGGCUACCCAUGUGAUAGUGGCAUUGCUCUGAUGCAUUUUAGCAUGGUCUUCCGUGGAAGCACUGGUGUGUUGUCUCAUCAUGGGAACGGGGAACCCCAAUUAGUAACAUGGCUGCCCAUGUGAUAAUGGCAUUGCUCUGACACAUUUCAGCAUGGCCUUCCAGAGGUACUUUCCAUAAUUGCCCUAGGAAAUAUUAUUAGUAUUUUCUUCCUCUUCACAGAUAUGCCCAUUCCUUGAAGUCAUGCAAUGCAAUCCUGUGUAUGUUUAUGCAAAAUUUGGUUUAUUCCCAUUGAGUUUAGUGGCACUUCCUCCCUGGUAAGUGUUUUUGGAUUGUAGCCUAAGUUACUAUUUUUUCAUUUAUGCUAAUAGUACAUUAUGAUUUUAAAUUGUUUUGUGCAUGACUUCUCACCCUCAACCCUGUGUCGCUAAAGAUACCAUCUUCCCUAUAAUGUCCCAGUUCCUCAGUCAUUCCUACAUCAAUAUAAUAUAUUUCAGUUGCGUCUCUUAUGGUAUAAAUUAAUCACCUAGGUAUUAAUAACGGAUGAUGACACUUGGUGUAACAGUAGUGGUUAGAGGGUAUUCUGAUUUGUCAUACUGAAUUUGAGAUGCUGUGAGCUGUUUGAAAUGCGUGUAUGGUGAAACAGCCAAUGAGAUAACUUUGGAUUAUUUAUAGAACCACAGAUGGAUUUUAAAGCUUCAAUUCACUCUGCAGAUAUUAGACAGAAUUGUCUCUUUGAGGAACCAACUUAUCACCAUUGGCAGCUUGUAUUACUUACUGACCAAAAACAUCUUGGAGCACUUUUUCCUUUGUAAUUCCAAAAAAGAUGGCUGAGAAACAGAUUAGGUAUGUGUCCUUCCCAAGUUUUUAGAAAUAUAGUGAGCCUCAAUGCAGGCGUUGGAGAAACAGUGCAAUUGAUUUACAGAAUGAACAUGACAACAAAUGCUGCAAAAUGAAUUUGCCCGCUAAACUUAUUAAUGGAGGAGCUGCAGGGAUCAUUGGCGUUACUUGUAUAUUUCCAAUUGACCUGGUUAAAACCAGGCUACAGAAUCAGAGAAGUGGACAGCAAGUCUACAAAAGCAUGUUGGAUUGUCUAAUGAAAACACUGCGUUCAGAAGGCUAUUUUGGAAUGUACAGAGGUGCAGCAGUGAAUCUGACCCUUGUAACACCCGAGAAGGCUAUCAAACUGGCUGCUAAUGACUAUUUUAGGCACCUUCUUGCCAAGGAUGGGGUAGCCCUUUCUUUAUCUAAGGAGAUGAUGGCCGGUUGUGGUGCUGGAACCUGCCAAGUUAUUAUCACCACUCCAAUGGAGAUGCUGAAAAUCCAACUUCAAGAUGCAGGACGACUAGCAUCUCAGCAGCUUGUGAGCAGAGUUCCUUGUUCAUCUCCUGGAUGCAAGCUUGUAGCUGUCAGCCCUGUUCUAACCAGAGCAUACAAUGUAGGACCAAUUACCUUUCCAAGGAGGAUAUCUGCCACACAGAUAGCAUUCGAGCUUCUGCAUACCCAGGGCAUUAAAGGACUCUACAAGGGUCUUGGAGCCACCUUGCUGAGGGAUGUCCCAUUCUCGGUCAUCUAUUUCCCACUGUUUGCCCAUCUGAACAGAGCAGGACACAAUUCCCUGGAAGAGAAAGCCCCUUUCUUUUGUUCUUUUCUUGCUGGUUGCAUGGCUGGUUCAGUGGCAGCUGUGUCUGUCAAUCCCUGUGAUGUAAUAAAAACUCGCCUUCAGUCAAUGGGCAAGGGAAGAAACGAAGAGAGUUAUAAUGGAAUUAUUGAUUGUGCACGGAAACUUUGGGUGAAGGAGGGUCCCUUAGCCUUCCUUAAAGGGGCUGGUUGCCGAGCCUUGGUCAUUGCACCUCUUUUUGGUAUAGCUCAAGGUAUUUACUUUAUUGGUGUUGGAGAAUUUCUUAUUGAGCUAUACCAGUAUGGAAGACUUUCUCCUUAGACUUCCUCCUUAUUCUUUGGACCUACUGGAAUGAAUCCAGAAGAAUCACCAGACAAGACACAAGAAAACAGUGAAAUUUCAGAUUGAAUUAUCAGUGUUUCUUCUGUCAAAACUUAGACUCAAAGCUAAGUCCACCUGAGCUCCUUAAAUGUUAUCAGGUUUUGGAGCCAGACUGAGUAGGCACGUAGUUCUCUAAUGGUGAUGUGUCUCUUUUUCUUAUGAAGUAAAAAGCCAAGAGUUGUGACACAGUAGGACAGCCAUCUGAAUAUGUAGAAUGCAGCAUACAUUCUGGGAGUUAGAAGACUGAAGCCUCUGGUAAUGGAAUGGCAAUGGCUACUUUUUAUUAAGCCUGGCUAUGGGAGGAUAUAUCAGAAAACCUUUUUUUAUGAGUGGAACAGGAAAAGAAACUUUAAACAAAAUAAUUGGGGGAGGGCACUUGCAAUCGUUCCAAGCAUGGUAAAUUUAUCUGCUGUUAGCGAAGAUUUAAAAAAUGGGAACAAAUUUUGUGAAUUUUUUUAUAUAUCUUUCUUUUAUAACUUAUAACUUUACAUAGAGUAAAGAAUUUGGUUCCUGUGGUGACUGCUAAAUACAGAGCAAUGUAAUACAAUACAAGGGUUAACAGGUGAAGGAAGCAAGAUAGGCUAUCGACCUAAAGGUUUUCAGAAAUGCUCUCUGGAACCUAGUUAUAGGGACUAGCGAUCUCUAUAAGCUACAUGUUGUGCAAAUAAACUGCUAAGCAGUUUUUCUUGGGCUGCUGCAGCUAUGUUUUUGUGAAGCUAUAUUGUAGGUUUUACUGUUCAUAAUUAACUACAAAAUUUCUCUAUCAAAGGUGUGUGUUUUUCUAAUGAAUUAUAAGAUGGUCUCUAGACAUACCAUGAAUAAUGUGUUGGCAGUGCAAGAAUGAUCAUUUUUCUUUGCUCUUAUCCUGGCACAAUAAAAUGGUUCAGACCA
Messenger RNA from Zootoca vivipara (common lizard), 5205 nucleotides. Its product is annotated as mitochondrial glutamate carrier 1. Gene Ontology annotation, biological process: aspartate transmembrane transport; L-glutamate transmembrane transport; malate-aspartate shuttle. Gene Ontology annotation, molecular function: L-glutamate transmembrane transporter activity; L-aspartate transmembrane transporter activity. NCBI's taxonomy places the organism in Eukaryota, Metazoa, Chordata, Lepidosauria, Squamata, Lacertidae. The record is from RefSeq and is a predicted model, not a curated record.